AUGACUGAAAUUGUCGUUGAUUUUCAAUAUUAUUACAUUAAGUGCAUAAAAAUCUUCAAUUUAAUAUGUUUGGUAUUUAAAAAGCACAGCAAUGAUCUCAGCCGAAGAGAUUAUUUAAGGAUUUAUAUCGCUGAUGCUCUGUAUCUCCUGCUCGCACUAAAUGCAUCAAUAUUCUUUGGAUUAUCAACUCACUUACUUUACAGUGGCGAUAAUGAUGUAAGGACCUUAGUGUUUGCGAUUUGCUCAACAUUAUCUGUGAUAAGAUACAUGCUGAGAUUCAUUAUGAUAUUCCAGAAGAAAAUGGAAAUUGCAGAUGUAAUGGAUGUCAUGAAAAAAUCAUAUCAACAAACUCAAGUUGAUGCAUUUGAAAUCUCUGGAUAUACAAAAUAUUUUAAAAUGAUGAGGAACAUGAUUUUAUUCAAUUCAGUCUUUGUCAUGUUCUUUUUGAAUUUCGGACCAUUAAUUGGAUUAAUAUUUUACGGUGAAAUGAAUUUUCCUUUGAACAGUCCAUUUGAAAAUGGCCAAUGCUUUUUCGGACAAAUGCUAAAAGAUGCAAGCGAGAGUGUUGUUAAUGGAAUUUAUGAGUGUGGAUGGGAGGACAUAAAUGAUAUUCAGAUCAGAAGAGCAUUCAUUUCCAUCAUACAGCGAUCACAAAAGCCUGAAUGCCUUACAAUCAUGAAAUUUGGCGAUGUAACACUCAAGCAAUUCACAACGGCAAGUGAUGAACAAAUUUACCCUAAAGAAUAUUCUAAUAAAAUCAUUUUCACUUAA
Molecule: messenger RNA, 771 nt
Organism: Chironomus riparius
Lineage: Eukaryota; Metazoa; Arthropoda; Insecta; Diptera; Chironomidae
Source: the annotation of a GenBank genome assembly